Ruditapes philippinarum (Manila clam) is the source of this 4590-nucleotide messenger RNA. RefSeq names its product A disintegrin and metalloproteinase with thrombospondin motifs 6-like. Gene Ontology annotation, biological process: proteolysis; extracellular matrix organization. The transcript has 33 exons. Bases 284 to 4579 code for a protein of 1431 amino acids. The record is from RefSeq and is a predicted model, not a curated record. Gene Ontology annotation, cellular component: extracellular matrix. NCBI's taxonomy places the organism in Eukaryota, Metazoa, Mollusca, Bivalvia, Venerida, Veneridae. Gene Ontology annotation, molecular function: metalloendopeptidase activity.
UUGCAGACGACAAAAUAGGAAGUGCAUCCCGUCGUAAAAUUUCGCAUUUCGAUGAUAGUGUAAAAUGUUUCCGCAUCUUAGAUAUUCUCAAAAGUUAAGAAUCUGAAAGAGAAAUUUAUUUAUUUGUUGCAUUUGUAAAUAUAAUAAAGUUAACGUAAAAUAGUGUUUUUCUUAAAAAGAAAAGGACAUUUUUGUGCAAUAUUUUUACUGUUAAAUGUUUAAAGAUUUUAUUAAGUAAAGAGCAGGACUCUAUGAAAAAGUGAAUUUAUAGUAAAUUUUAAAAAUGAUGCUUGCCAAACUUUUUGCGUUUCUUUGCCUUGCCAUUAUUGUGGUAUUUUCAACUGAAGACGUUCCGCAGUUACACUUGGAUUUGCCGGCGGAUGAACGGAAGCAUUAUUUCGGCACUGAACUCAUAGAAGAAGUGCCUCAUUAUCAAUAUACAUCACCGCAGCCGGUUGACAGACGACGGAAAAGGCGGUCUGCUACUGAAGCAGACGACACAUUAGAAUAUAUUAUAGAAGCGUUCGGUGAAGUAAACCAUCUCAUUUUGGAGAAAAGUAAAGAUCUCAUUUCACCAGGUUGUAUUGUACAACAUUUAAAACAAAAUGGGUCACGUGAUGUUUACCCCUGUGCUGCCGAUGAAAUCAGCUGUUACUACACUGGGAGGAGCAGUAACUAUAGCAACUCAUGGGUGGCAGCAUCAGUUUGCGGGGGAUUUCAUGCGAUGAUUGGCUUACAGAAUCAAACUCUUGUAGUUCAACCAAUCAGAGAUCAUCACAAGUCACGCGCAAGACGUGAUACGUUGUUAAACAAUCCUCACAUCGUUUAUCAAUACCAAUCACGUGACAUGACUGGCUUUGAAGAUGCAGAUAAGGUCGUUACUUCAAACAAAGCCAGUCGUAGGCGCAGAAGCACCGCGAAGAAAUACGUGGAAACAACAGUUGUCGUAGACCCCUCGGCGUACAGGUUUCAUGGGAGUGGGACAGAAAAGAUGGUGAAAACUGUUUUGAACAUUGCCGCACAGAGGUUUCUGGAUCCCAGCCUUAAAGCAGAGCUUUAUUUCACUCUAACAAAGAUCAUGAUUUUGGAACACAAUGAGGCGGGGUUAACUAUAGAUGCGGAUUCAGGGGUAACACUCGAUAGUUUAUGUAACUGGCAGGCCGGUUGGAAUCCCACUCGGGACUCGAAUCCUCAACAUGCUGAUUAUGUUGCAUUGAUAACAAAGGUUGACCUAGAGCAUAACGGAAACACGGCAAAUACCGGAUUAGCAAGAAAGGGUAUGUGUGGCACUAAAACCCGUUGUUCUGUAAGCGAAGACUCCGGACUUGGGACGGGGAUUAUAAUGGCUCACGAAACUGGACAUGUACUCGGAAUGGAUCACGACUCGGUAGGGAACUCAUGUCCAAAUGGCAAGAAUAUCAUGUCGAGCAUGGCUUCACAAGGUCCAGAGGCUCUGAAAUGGUCAAGCUGCAGUGCGGAUGUGCCAAGUCUUUUUUCUUCAGCAUCGAGCUGUUUAAAUGACGCCCCAUCUUCCCAGGCGGAGAAGUUGUAUAGCUCCACAACUAAACCUGGAACUAUUUACACAGCUAAUCAACAGUGUAAACUAAUGGUUGGUGAUAAGGCGGAAGUGUGCGAAGGAAUUAAAGCCGACGGACAGGACGUUUGUGGGGCAAUUGUAUGUAGACCCAGUCACGAUUUUGGCACUAACGGAUGUACGAUUUAUUCUGCACCACGAAUGGACGGCACUGAUUGUGGAAAUAGAAAGUGGUGUAUUGGUGGAAAAUGUUUAGAUAUGGGUCCCGGCUCUCCUGGGCCGGUAAACGGCGGAUGGUCAGACUGGGAAACAACAUUUAGUCAGUGCUCAAGGUCAUGUGGAGGUGGGGUCAAGGUCAGACAACGUUUUUGUAAUAAUCCGGAACCGAUGUACGGAGGUCGCAAAUGUUCGGGAUCACCGACUAGGGCUGAAGUAUGUAACAUGCAGGAAUGCAGCACCUCCCAGCACGACUUCCAGGCUCAGCAGUGCUCCGCCACCGACGGAAAUCCGAUCGGAGGUCAUCGUUACCAUUGGAUACCGAACACUGACUCUAUAGGUGACGACAGUUGUAAAAUCAACUGUCAAGCAGAUGGGACAAACUAUUUCGCUAAAAGGGGAAUCAGUAAGGAUGGAACGCAGUGUAUAAUAGACACGCCAGCCUCAUUCACAAAAUGCGUGGCCGGAAGUUGUAAAGCAUUUGGGUGUGAUGGCCACAUGGAUUCUGCUCACAAGUAUGACCAGUGUGGUCUCUGCAAUGGUAAAGGAAACACGUGCAAAAAACUAUCCGGAACAUUUCAUGGCGGCAAAGCUAAAGUGUUUACAACGUUCGUUAAAAUACCUAAAGGAAGUACAGGGAUCACUAUAACACAAGGCAAUAUGUACUGUUACCUUAGUAUGGUGGUUGGAGGCAAACACUUGUUCACGGAAAGUACGCCACAUUUGUCCGGUGUAUAUAACAGAGAAGGAGUGAUAAUAAAAUACCAGUCUAAACCGGAAAGAAUUGAAAUUGUAGGCCCGAUUAGUACCGAUAUAGAAGCCCAGGUAUACCGCAAAUAUGAACCACCGUAUGUGGGCGUUGAUCCAGAUGUGUAUUACGAAUACCACAUACCGACCACCACACAAACUGUGACAUACUUAUGGAAAACAAAAAUUGGAGCUUGCACAAAGACCUGUGGAACAGGACAUCAGACGCCUAUCAUCACGUGCGAAAGCAGCGUGUCUGGGACAGUAGAUGACUUCAACUGUAAUAUACACGAUAAACCGGGGGAAACGAUACAUCCAUGCAACACCCACGCUUGUCCACCAAGGUGGAGGGCCACGCAAUGGGGUACAUGUAGCAAGUCAUGUGGUGGGGGAACUCGUCAAAGAACAGUCGAGUGCGUGGAGGAAAACAAUAAUGUAGAAAAGGUAUUAUCUGCAAGCCGAUGUCACGGUCAGGUAAAGCCCGGGAGGUCAUCAACUUGUAACACAGGCGCGUGUCCUGCCGUCUGGAAAACAGGGGCGUGGUCUGCAUGUUCGGAUUCAUGCGGUCAAGGUUUGAAGACUCGAGCAGUUAAAUGUUACACAAGUGCGAGCUCGAACUCCCCGAUAACUGACUCGAACUGCCUAGCUGGAGAUAAACCCGCUACACAAGAUUACUGCCUAGAAAAACCAUGUCGUACUGAUAUAAGUGGCGCUAGUUGUAAAGAUAAGGUCAACGAGUGCUUUAAAUCAUACGGAGACGCUGUAUGCACGGGCUCGUAUAAAUCAUGGGCACGAGACAAUUGUAUGAAGUCAUGCGGUGUCUGCGUUGAAAAUCCGAGCGAUUAUGAUCCUAACUGUAAGGAUGAGAUAGACAACUGUAACCAGUAUUCAGCAGGAUUCUGUACCAGCGGAUCAUAUGUAGCAUGGGCGAAAAAUCAUUGCAAGAAAUAUUGUGGAUAUUGCGAAUCAGGUACCACAACAAAAGCCCCAGCAGUGGACGCCAAUUGUCUGGAUACAGAAAACUGUGCCGGUUAUGGGAAAAGUGUUUGUACUGAGUAUGCGCCAUGGGCAAAGAGCCAUUGCAAAAAAUUCUGCAACUUAUGCGAGAUAUCAGCUACAAACUCCGGUUGCAAGGACCAGGAGGGCAACUGUGCGGGAUAUGGAAGCAGUAUGUGUACCGAGUACAAACCCUGGGCCAAAGCUCAUUGUCAGAAUUUCUGCGGACUUUGCAACGCCAGGAAAAAGCGUGACGUAGACGAGUCGGGACCGCCUCCCUUAAUAGGAGAACCAAAUGUUCGAGCUGAAGACAUGCUUACAAACGAACUUCUUGCAAUGGAGAAAGACGGUGUUUAUGAUGACGUAGAAAGUGACGACAUUUCCGAUGUGGAUGAGGAGGAAAAUAGAAUACCACAGCAACCUGUUUGUGGAACGGUUCGAACAGAGUCAAGAGGUUCAGUGGACCUUGUAGGAAAGCUGUUACCAGGCGUUCUGUGUGAACAAGUGAUCGUCUUACCUAUAGACAGCCGAGUACUUCUUAAAUUUACAGAUUUCAGUGUAAAUUGUGACAAUGGAGAUAAGUUGUUGGUGAAAGAUGUCGUGAAAAAUGAACAAAUGGCGCUCUGUAACUCUGUCGAGCGAAAUGAUUGGUUAGCGAGCGGUAAUAUUGUAGAGGUCAAGUUUAGACCGGCUGUCGAAGGUCACGGAGUUGCUUACACGUAUGAGGCGUUCCCACAAAACAAUACUAUUCCAGCGUGUAAUCAAGUGCUCACGUCUGCUGUCGGAGAAGUGUCGUCUGUAAAAUAUCCAACAGGUGCUAGACGUGAAGACGCUGCGUGUGAAAUUUAUAUCGUUGGAACUCCUGGGAAACAUAUUGAGAUGAUUUUCAAUGAAUUUGCAAUGUCAGUGGAUGGAAAUGAAUCAUGUUUGCACAUAAAAGAUAUAGAUGCAGACGAAGAAGAGGUUUUCUGUGGACAAUUGUCUCCCUUCAUGUGGGAGUCACGUGGUUCUGACGUCAGAAUUCAGUAUGAUCAGACUUCCGGUAAUGGCGGAUUUACUGCUUCGUACUCAGUGAAAGACAUAUAAAAUAUAAACUU